Zootermopsis nevadensis is the source of this 5099-nucleotide messenger RNA. Its product is annotated as ral GTPase-activating protein subunit beta. Gene Ontology annotation, molecular function: GTPase activator activity. Lineage: Eukaryota; Metazoa; Arthropoda; Insecta; Blattodea; Termopsidae. The record is from RefSeq and is a predicted model, not a curated record. Gene Ontology annotation, biological process: activation of GTPase activity; regulation of small GTPase mediated signal transduction.
UGGUUCCAAGAUGUCACUGAAAUCGUGUGAAUUCCACUGUUAAAGUUUGCACGGCGGCGUAAACCCCAGUCCAGUCUAAUCCAAUCUGCUUUGACAGGUUGGUAAGUAAGUUAUUUGUAGUUAUGUGAAAUGAGGAUCUAUGAAUUUGGGCGUAUUUAACAGGGUAAAUUACAACGUGAAGGAUUCUGAGAGUGGUGGUAUGUACUCAGAGUGGGCAUCAUUAACAUCACUGAUCCAGAAUGGGAAUGAAGACAGUCAGAGUGUGUUGGGGAAGUUCCCUAUCGCAGCUGGGAAGGAGGUUGCCAUGGCAGUGGUCAAACAGCUGGCUUCCAAUCUGGGUUUUGCACAGGCAGCUGAGCCCAGCCCCCUUACAACCGAUCGGGAAGUUCAGUGGUGCAUGGAGGUAAUUUGUUUUGGGAUGAGCCUUCCGCUGAGUGAACAUGACACAAUAAGGGAUUGCGUUCAUGUGUACUGUGCGUGGUUAUCAGCUCUUCAUCCCGUCCCCAAGGUCAGUGUUCCAAGGCCCAUCUGUGAGGACCCCAACUUGUAUGCCAGGAAGAUGAUCUGUCAUUUCCAUAAUCUCUUUGUUCCGCGUAAGGGAGAAGUGUGGUCAUUCCCUUACUUGGAUCUAGGUGCAGACACAAUAAACCGGCAGGCAGUCCUUUGUCAUCGGGUUUUGCGGACUCUUCAGCACUUGGCCCAGGGUUCCAACAGCCUGACAAGAGAAACAUGGGAGGCAUUGCUACUGUUCUUGCUUGCCAUCAACGACACGCUCCUCGCACCGCCUACAGUGAAAGAUGAUGUUGGUGAUCAGCUGUGUGAGCGUGUGCUUAGUGUGCUGUUUGAGGUGUGGUUGUUGGCAUGUGCUCGGUGUUUUCCUUCACCACCUCUCUGGAAGACCUUCAGGGAAACGUGCAUGAACUGGCGGCACCGAGUUGCCCUCAUAGAGCAGUGGAAUCGUGUUAAUUUAGCACUUACUGCCCGGCUUCUUGAGUUUAUGUAUGGACCUUCCUUCCCUGAGUUAAAAAUAUGUGAAGAGGAUGCGCAGCUGAUACCAGCUUUAAUGACUAAUGAUUGCAUUGCCCAGAGCUGGUUCCGGUUUCUCCAUUGCUUGGGCAAUCCUGCAAACCUGUGCAGACCAGCUAUGAUCUCACAGACUCAGAAAUUUCUCCAGUUUGCUAUAACAAGUGAGAAUGUUAUUGACCCUUGUCAGCAUCCUUGUCUUGCUUCUCUGCCGCUUAUCUUCCUCAAAGCCGUUAAGGGCAUUGCGGGACAAGUGGAUGCAUUCUUAGGCAUUGCUCAACCUUACUUAUGGGACGAGGGUUGUAGUUCAUCAGACCGGGACAAGAGGGAGAGUGGCAUUUCUUCCCACCCCACCUCUGUCACCCAUUCCCCCACUCCUCCGCCCCAGCGCCGUCUCGCCAAGAGCUUUAGCGUAGCCCCUUCAGCAGUCACCAAGGGUAUUCCAAAAGCUUCAUUGAUUGGUCUGACUAGUAGCCGAACUACAUCAUCCUCUGCUGUGUUAAGUGGACAUACAGCAUCCACCCCAAACUCUGGUCCUUCAUCUGCUUCAAGCCUUAGCUCUGUGGUGUCUCUAGGUGGAGACUCACGUCAACCUCUGGCUCCAGCCCGCCCAAAGUGUAACAGUAUUCUUCACAUGUUUGGGGAAUGGUUGUUUGAGGCUGCUCAUAUUGGCUGUGAAGCAGUGUAUCAUGGAAAAGGAAGCGAAGCAAAUACAAACAAGCGACCUAGUUCGCUGCUCCUGGAUAAUCGUAAGGGCAGCCUAUCUUUGUCGCAGCCCGGCUCGCUUAGUGAUGACGCCGACAUCCCACCUGCUAUCACCAUCGACAAGUACGAAGCAGGGCAAGCUGAGGCCCUUGGAGCACUCUGUCGCAUCUUCUGCGCAAAGAAAACGGGAGAAGAAAUACUUCCUGUAUACCUAGCUCGCUUUUAUCUGGCAUUACAGCAAGGACUGCAUACAAAUGAGAAUCGUGAAUGUGGUGAAACUUUGGCCAGCAUCUUGCUGAAUUCGGCUGAUUUGUUCCGGCUCGACCUGGACGGUGUGCAGGUGUUACUCCCACAUGUCAUCAAUGCACUAGAAAUUGUUCUUCCAGAGAAGGAAUUGAAGUUGAAGUCAUCCUCAGUAUCCAAGACGGAACUGCGAAGAGCCUCCAUCCAUCUCCUCCUGUCCAUGUUGGUUCUUCCACUGCACUUUCAGAAUUUAACCAUCAAAGAUCUGGGAAGAGGAAGUUCAGAGCGAGGUCCACUGACUUUUUCCCAGCUCAAACCUUCGCUUAUGAACCUGUUGAUAAAUGCGCUGCAGGUGGAAUCAGAUCCGCAGAAUGCUCAGAUGUUGCUUGGUGGUUUGCUCUUAAGUGUGCAGGAUUCUGCGAGCGCUGAAGAAGUAGAACAAGUAACUCAACCAGACACUGGUCCUUGCAGUGAUACUACUUCGAAUCUCCUGUCAUCUGCUUCUGAUACAGUUAGCUCACUCAGUCUUCCAAGUGAUUAUCGCAGCGUGAGCCUGGGCAGAGGUGAUGAUGUCUCACCCGAGACUCAAGACCAGUCAGAUUCCACGUCGUCAUCUGGGACGUUUGGUAACAUGAUGUACAUUGACUACCCCAUGGGACUGAACAAAAAUUCUGCCCAUGCUCUCUUUGUACGCGCAACGUACCUUGUGUGUCAUCGACUGAUCUCGUCGUGGAAGACGGACCUCAAUGUCUCACUUGCUGCCUUAGAGUUGCUUGCUGGCCUUGCUAGGAUACACAUCCGAGAAACAGCUAGGAAGCCCACAGAUGCUCUGGAAUGUAAGCGUGCAGUUAAGUGGCUCUGCGACUACAUUGUGUACCAGUGUUCGCGCCCACCGCCUGCACAUUCGAAGGACCUGCACUCAACCAUUGUUGCAGCAUUCCAGUGCGCGGCAGUGUGGCUUGUAGCGCACCCAUACCUGCUCCAGGACAAGGAUUGCCUUACCACCGUGCUGGAAGUGGUUGAGCUGGGAAUAUCUGGUUCCAAAUCACAAGGUAAGCCUGGAGAACCUGUCUGUAUGAAGGACGAGAAGGAGUUGAAGCCGGCGUCAAUGCGGGUGCGGGAUGCGGCCGAGGCUCUGCUUACAAUUGUAUUGGAACAGGUUGGUUAUUUCCCGUCACCCUGCGGCGCAGAAUCACUGUGGUCUCUGCUAGAUGAAGUGGCUCUUCUGAGACACUGCAACUCAUGGCCAGGAGGAGAUAAUUUGUCGAGGGAACUGGCAGUUGACAGGUUCCACUACUUCGUUGUGGAGAACUCAACAGUGCUGGCAUUGCUUGAGGAACCUCUUGGAAAUGACCAAGAUCCACAACCGACAGUCACAGUUCUGAUCCGGGGACCAUUUGGUCGUCAUGCUUGGACAAUGCAACUGAGACAUUUGCCACGACAUAAGUCAGGAACAAAAUACCAUGCACCCAAUCCUGGGCGACCGGUACCGAUGGCUGAUGUCGGAGUGCACCAUGACGUGAAGCAUCGAUAUUUUCCUGAAAAUGUUGAUCGUAUUCCACAAUGUAAAGUGGACAAGUCUAUUCCCAGUAUGGAGAGUCUUCUCACAGAAGCCGGAGCAGCGGCAGAACAUGCCCAUCUGUCACGGUUGGUAGAACAGCAGGCUACGCUGGAAACAGCUGCAGGACAGGAGUGGUGUAAAGACGCUGAGAACCCCUUCCCCGAGUGUGUCCCACCUCCCGCCUGCCACGAAUAUCAGACGGCUCGACUCUUUCUCUCACACUUUGGCUUUCUGUCUCUUGAUGCAGCAAAUGGAAAUGUGGGAUCACCGUUCAUGGCAUUGAACACUUCAUUGGACGGCUUCUGUCGUGAUCUUGAAGCACUUGAUAAUAUGAGUUCUCGUACUUGUGACACUGUUCACGUGUUCUACGUUAGAGCAGGGCAGAAAACACCUCAAGAAAUUCUUAGUAAUGUGCAAUCUGAAUCAACAGUGUCUCCUCACUUCCUGGAGUUUCUGCUGUCUUUGGGGUGGUCAGUCAAUGUGUUUCAGCAUCCAGGGUGGACUGGCCACAUAUCUACCAGCUGGAGGAUCACACAGCCUACUUCACAGGAAAAUGCAACUCCAAGGAACCAUGGCGGAAGCUUAUACAAUGGGGACUCUCAGGUUUUGUACUGGGCAGACGCAAGCUCCGAAAUUGCAUUUGUCGUACCAACACGAUGUCAUGAACAUGAUGCUUCACCGCAGUUCGAUACAUCAUCUGAAUCAACACAUUUGUCUGGUCAAGGCUGGUUUGAGCGCAGCGUUUCAGACAGUGCUGGAAAUGCAGGUCGGGGCACUGAGAAGCCUCGAACUUUGUCCCUGGACCUAGAUAAGUCUUCUGCCUCAUCACCGGGCGCCAUUAAUGGAUCAGGCCGCAGACGAACAGGAGCUGUUCGUCAUCCACCUCCAGUACAUUCCAAUACAAAAGUGCUGGUCUUCUGGACAGAAAGCUAUGAGGAUCAGUUGCAGUUACCUCUAACUGAUUUGAUGCAAGCCACAACCACUGGUCUUGAGGGUGGCAGUAGCAGAGGACUGGAUGAACGUGACUACUUUGUCAUAUGUCUGAACGCUUUAGCCAGCGGACUGCUGCGGGUAAAGCUUCAGGGUCCAGCAGGUGGUCGCACCAGCCUUGCGACGCCACUGGUCGACGGAAUGGUGGUAAGCCGUCGAGUUCUCGGUUCCAUGGUACGUCAGACUGCGCUGAACAUAUGUCGACGCAGGAGGCUUGACAAUGACAGUUACCAGCCACCUCAUGUACGGCGACGCCUGAAGGUACAAGAACUAGUUCAGAAGUACCGAUGUGAGUUGAGUCAUCCCGAGUUGCUCACGUACCUCUUUAGUGAUCCCCCCACUUAGCUGAGUAACAGUUACUGCAGUCAGAUUUGCAUUAAACUAAUGCGGAUGGAGGAUCGUGGUUCAUGCAGAGUAUAAGUAACUUUUACAAGUAUUCAUUGCAAGACAAAGUCUGGCAAAAUAAAGGUGACUUACCUUACAGAAUCUCUUGGAGGUACUGUGUAAGGUAUGCAAGUGAAUAAUGUAUGUGUGUGUACCAAAGAAGUGCCCAGAAAUAUAUAAAUUCAGACACUAA